AUGCUGCUAUCGCGGCAACCCCGAAGCGGCGGUACGCGGUCGCCCCUGCGCGACCGCGGAGGCGCCGCCCGUCUUCACCGCGGUGAUGCGCCCCUUCUCGCCGGCCUUGGGCUUUUCUUGGGGCUGCUGUUCCUUGCCUUCCAGACCAGCCCUGCGCUGGGCACCACCAAGCGCGGCACCGACCUCUUCGUCACUCGGGCCCUUCUGCAAACUGCUGAGGGCGGCAGCGGCGGCAGCGGCAACAACACAACGGGGGGUACGAACGUUACGGCGGCUCCGGGCGCCGGCCAGGCAACCUUUGCCGCCGGCGCGGAGCUUCCUGGCGACGUCGUCGCCGUACGCUCUUGUCUUCCCUUCAACGUGCUCAUUCUUCCAGGGCCGGUUGGUGCCGGCGGCGGCGGCAUGAUGGGCGGCUCCGAAAACAUGACCACCGGUGGCGGCGGCGGCGGCAUGAUGGGCGGUAUGGGCGGUUCUAAGAACACCACUGCCGGCGGCACCAACACGACCGGUAGUGGCGGCGGGGGCGGCGGGGGCGGCGGCGGGGGCAACGCGACGAUUCUCAUGCAAGCCGAGUUAGACGUCAUCAACGGCACCGACAUCACGUACUCCCAAGCCGACGGCAUAUUGUCGCUGGCGCUGUCGCAGGCGAGUUUCGGGAGGGCGGGAACCACCAACCACGUCAUCAACCUCACCGUCUACACCGCCAACUCCAGUUCCCUGCGCUUCGUUCAAAACUUCGGCCCCGGCAACCUGGUGGUGGGUCCCGGCUUCUCCGUGGCCACCUUCUCCGCCGCCGCCACCACUCUGGGCGGCAUCCUGGCCAAGGGCCUCACCGCGCGACAUGUCUACGUCACCAACACAGGGCUGGGCACCGUAGCUCUCAACGGCACGUUCCGGGAUGCGGAUGUGGUGGCGGGAGGCACCGCCAAGAUCUUCCUGGCCGGCAACACCAGCGGCACUGUGGCGGUGACGGCGGACGGCAUCAGCACCACCUGGGUACAGGGCUCCCCAAGCACCCAGAUCACCGGCACUGCCAACGGACUGGCCAAGGUCCUCUACACGGAGGGAACAUGCACUGUGGAGCCCGCGUUCAAGUCCAUCUUCGGGGUUAGCGUGUUCGGCGACCCCUGCCAGCGCACCUCCCCCGGCACCUCGCCCUCCUACAGCACCACGUGGUCGUGUGGACAGCAGGUGCAGGGCCGCUCCGUGUGCCCAGAAGUCCCGAGUAUUGGAGGCAGCGGAGUCGGGCUAGGCAACGAAGGCGCCGCUGCCGCCGCUGCACCAGUGCCUGCCCCCGCCCCCGCCCCCGCCCCUGCGCCCGCCCCCGCCCCCGCCCCCGCCCCGACCGUCACUGGCCGUGGCAACGUCAACACGGUCACCGGCCAGCCGGGCACCGUUACGACGGGCACCUUCACCACUCCGGGGGGCACUGCCUCGUCGUCAGGCACUGUAUCCGGCCCCAGUGGCACUCUAGGGGGACAGCAGACAUCCACCGGCGGCAGUCCACCGGUGUUCGCCGCAUCUGCCACACCCAACUUCGUGAACCCCAGCUUAGGAACCGGGCUGGAUCCGGACUUCGUGGGUGGCGGCGGCGCCGCCGCCAGCACG
This is a messenger RNA of Volvox carteri f. nagariensis, 1608 nucleotides long. RefSeq lists its product as uncharacterized. The record is from RefSeq and is a predicted model, not a curated record. The transcript is spliced from 10 exons. Lineage: Eukaryota; Viridiplantae; Chlorophyta; Chlorophyceae; Chlamydomonadales; Volvocaceae. The annotation marks the transcript as partial.